This is a messenger RNA of Teleopsis dalmanni, 1964 nucleotides long. RefSeq names its product kelch-like protein 5. NCBI's taxonomy places the organism in Eukaryota, Metazoa, Arthropoda, Insecta, Diptera, Diopsidae. Gene Ontology annotation, molecular function: protein binding. The transcript is spliced from 7 exons. Bases 124 to 1878 code for a protein of 584 amino acids. The record is from RefSeq and is a predicted model, not a curated record.
UGUGGUUCGAAUAGUAAAAAUUCUAAAAAAAUUAAGUUUUUAGAGAUUUAUACAAAAUUUUUGAUAAAAAUCCGCGUAGAAUCCUCUUAAACAAAGUAAUUAGCGUAUUUGGCUUAUAUAGAAAUGGCUCUAGUAAGCUUGAAUGCCGAGUUUGAUCGGGAUAGAGCUGAGUUCAUACGCACCCCGAAGUAUGGAGAGAGCUUUUGUAAGAAUAUUACAGCCGCUUGGAACUCAGGAUUUCUAUGCGAUGUGCAAUUGAUAGCCACCGUGGACAACACAAGUGUUCCGGCACACAAAAUUGUGUUAGCGUCCUCUAGUGAUUAUUUUGUCGCUAUGUUUAAAACGCCAAUGAGAGAAAGUCUAGAAAAUGUGGUUAAUAUUGGAGAUAUGAAGGGAGAAACUUUGAGUGCUUUGAUCAAUUUUUGCUACACUGGUGGUAUUCUUAUUUGUGAAAAUAAUGUCGAUACCAUAUUGAAGGCUGCAUCUCUGCUUCAAUUAAAUAAGGUCGUGAACAUUUGUUCAGACUUUAUUGGGGAACGCAUGCAACCAAGCAACUGUUUGAGUAUAUUUUGCAUUGCUGAAUGUUUAAAUACUUUAGAUCUUAUGCAAAAGGCUGAAUGUUUCAUUAAGCGGCACUUCUUGAAGGUGAGUCAACAUCAGGAAUUUCUUGAAUUGGAUAUCGAGCAUUUACAGCAUUUUGUUAAAAGUGAAGACAUUACUGUGGACUCUGAGGAAGAUGUUUUUAAUAUUUUAAUAAAUUGGCUUACUUUUAAAAAAGACGAACGAGAAGAACAUAAAUCAGACUUAUUGUCCUUCUUACGUCUGUCACAGUUAAAGCCCAGCUUUAUAUUAGAAAAAAUCGAGCCAAUAUGUGUAACUCUAGAGUCUAAACAAAUGGUAUUGGAGGCACUUAAAUGGCAUCAUUUACCAAAAAUACGUCCAUCAUUGUCUUGUACACCACCACGUAUAACACUGCUACGUUCAGUAGUUAUAAUAGGUUCUACUGAGUCCUAUUUAUCAAUUAUAAGUUAUUGCCCCACUGCGGGUGAGUGGACUUUGUGGCAGCCUCAAAUUUGUUUCAGAAGCUAUUAUGCAUAUACCGUUCUUAAAGACAAGCUUAUAAUUUUGGGAGGCUAUAAACGAAAAUCACCAAAUGAUUCUAAUGUUUAUCAAACAAAAUCUGUACAAUUUUUGAAUAUGGAAACAAUGACCGUUGGAAACUUGCCGCCUAUGUAUGAAACUCGAUUUGGUUUGGGUGCAGCUGUUGUGGGAAGCUGCUUAUACGCCAUUGGUGGCAAAAAUGAAAAUGAAUAUUUUAAUUCUGUGGAAUGUUUUAAUCCAAAUUCCGGUAGCUGGGAUUUUGUUGCUCCAAUGUAUAAUAAAAGAAGUUUUUUUGCUAGUGCCGUCAUCAAUGACAAAAUCUAUGUACUUGGCGGCUAUGACAGUUUCAAGAAUAUCGUUUAUUCCACCGAAUGUUAUGAUUCUAUAUUCAAUAAAUGGUCUGUAUGUGCACGAAUGAAUAUGUCCUGCUCUAAUAUAAGUGUGACCGUUGCUAAGGGUUCAUUAUACGCAAUUGGUAGCUGCAUUGGUUUUAAAACGCAUAUGGAACGUUACAAUCCUGAAACAGAUAGGUGGACAACGAUGUUUUCUCUAGUGGACGGACCGUUUUUCGUUGGUCUUACUUCUGUAAAUAUUGAUCUUUGGGCAGUUACAAGUCCCAGUGCUACAGAAAUGAAUGCUUUAAGUAAAUAUGAUAAUGACGACAACAACUGGACUGAAGUAAAGAAGCUACCAAUGGAAAUGUCAUCUGUUCUUGUUGUCUCUAUUCCCAAUAUGCAUCUCGUUAAGUUAGCUUAUGAAGAAGAGGAAAAUUUUUAAUACUCAAGUAGUAUUAAACUUUAGAUCAAAAUUAUUAGUUAUUUCAGUCCAACAAAAGGCGACAAUAUAAAAUUCAACGUAAAAUC